AUGACAGAACUAGACAAAAAGGAUUUACCGAAGCAUGAAUCUAAUAAUGAAGGAGAGGGAGAGUUGAAAGAAAGUCCAGCUGAUAGCCCUAGAGAUGAUUCCAUUGUAAACGGCAAUAGGGAAGGAAGCAAAGUCAAUAUAGAUGAGGAGAACAGAAGCUUGGAUGCUCACACAAAUGGCAAGACUCAUGAAAAAAAAAAUUCUGUGGCAAGUAGCAGAACCAGCAUUGAAGUUGAAGAAGAAGAAGAAGAAGAAGAUGAUGAUGAUGAUGAUGAUGAUGAUGAUGAUGAUGAAGGAGAUACUGAGGGUGAGGCGGAACCAACAUCUGUCAAAAGUGAACUCCCUGCUAAGUCUAAAAUAUCGGCCUCUCCAGGACCAAAACGCUUGGGCCGACGUGAAAAAUAUUUAUUAGAGGUGAAUCCACAACAUGCACCAACAUAUUUCGGAACUUUGGAAACCAUUUUCCGCAGGGCCCUGGCCUCUAUAUUAGCAUCUCGUGGUAUUUCGACCAAUGCACAUGCGUUUGAAUUUUUAUCUCUCCUCGCUGAAGAAUAUAUGGAUGACCUUUUUUCAAAGCUUUUCAAAUUUAGUCAGAUUCAAAGAAGAGUACAACCAUCAGUUUCAGAUUUAAAGUUAACUAUGGAACAUUUUGGCAUCCGGAUAACCGACUUGGAAAGAGAGCGACAAUUGAAAUCCCGCUAUAUCGAUGCAUUUAAUAAUCUAAAACUAGACCCUGAGCCGGAGCAAUUGGUUCCGGAGGCAGAAGCUUUUUUUCAGUCGCCCAUUUCCGAUUUGAGGCAUUUGGUACCUUCCAAGAAAAAGGCUGGAGCAUAUAUUCCUUCGUGGAUGCCGCCUUUGCCUCCAGACCAUACAUUCAUGUCAACACCCCAGUAUUCCCGAAACAUUACUGAACCAAGAGAGCUUCGAGAAAAAUUGGUAGAAGAGGGUCGAUUGGCAGAAGCAGCUUUAAGAAGGCUAGUAGGAAUGGAAAUCGAUAAUGUGGGAGGAACAGAGCCUGACAACAAUAAUGGCAUAGUGCAUAUUGAAGAAGACGAAGAAGAGAUAGCAAAUGAGCUAGACAAGCGAGAAAUCAAUAAAGGGCCGAUUUCUUUGGCAGGAUCCGAAUUGAAAUCAUCUGAGUCGAAUAGCCAAGGUGAUUCUGAUUCAGACACAGACGGUGAUUUCGAAGAUUUGGAUUUGAGCCAAACUGACAAAGAAACUGUUGAUAUUAGUUUAAAGAAAGAGGAUGAGGCAAUGGAAAUUUCAACUCAUGAAAGCGGUGAGCCGGUCAAGCAAGAGGACAAGGAUAUCGCGCAGGUUAACGAGAAGGAUGAAGACGGUGAUGUGAAGAUCGAAGAAAACGGCUCUUUAAAGUCGGUCUCAGAACUUACACAAGACAAUGAGGAGAGUGAAGCUUCCCCAUCUGUGGCCAAAUCAGUCCAUUUUGCCGAUGCUAAUGGUCAUGUGAAAACUGAAGAGGCUGCUCAGCCUGUUGUGCAAAAGCCUGCCAAGUCAUUUUCCCUUAAAAUCACCUUGGGUUCCAAAAAGACCACAACUACAAUACGGCCCGAGGUAACAACCUCUGAGUUAAUUUCGCUUGAAUCUGGACAGAAAGAUGUGCUCUCAUAUGCCAGUGAGCGCCUAAAGAUCAUUGAACGUAGGAAGCGGAAAGAGGAGUCAAAAAAGCGUCGUUUGCCAGAUGAUCCUUCUCGCGAAACGAUUCAGGAAACUCUGCCAAAAGAGGAAUCGUUGCCAUCUGAUGGAGACAUAGUCACAAAAGCAACGUCGUCAACCACGCUAGACGAUGAACUUAGAAAGGUUCUCGCUUCCGUAUCGAAGCGAAACAAACGAAGCACCAGUGCUAUUCCUAACCAGGAGCUAGUAAUGUGGGAUAGCAAUAGAUAUAUUUAA
Molecule: messenger RNA, 1911 nt
Organism: Sugiyamaella lignohabitans
Lineage: Eukaryota; Fungi; Ascomycota; Dipodascomycetes; Dipodascales; Trichomonascaceae
Gene: TAF8
Product: Taf8p
Exons: 1
Coding region: 1-1911 (636 amino acids)
Biological process (GO): transcription initiation at RNA polymerase II promoter
Cellular component (GO): transcription factor TFIID complex
Molecular function (GO): protein heterodimerization activity
Source: RefSeq, a predicted model, not a curated record